Molecule: messenger RNA, 1900 nt
Organism: Drosophila suzukii
Lineage: Eukaryota; Metazoa; Arthropoda; Insecta; Diptera; Drosophilidae
Product: zinc finger TRAF-type-containing protein 1 homolog
Cellular component (GO): nucleus
Molecular function (GO): zinc ion binding
Source: RefSeq, a predicted model, not a curated record
UAUGAAAACAAAACAAAAAAAAUUUCCUGGCGAGCGGACGUGUUAGCGGAAGAAAGUUUGAGACCAGAACGGAAAACAGAACAGAACACUAGUUGGACAGCGGGGAGAGGGCAAGGCAGAGAAAGUGCCAUAUGAACUGAGUGUGCGAGCGAGAGACAGCAACUUGGGCAUUGCUUUUGAGUGUGUGUGUGUUUAGUUCAGUGAGCGUAGUUGUGUGGGAGUUUUGUGUACGAAGCGAUUGGCAAGCAAACAACAAACAUAAUUCCAAGGAAAUUUCCAGUCAUCAUGUCGGUGGAAUCCUCCAGCUCGGCGGUUCAGCAGCCACCGUCGUCCUCGAACUUGCCGCUCCUGGGCGACAAUCAGGUGGUGGCCACCACCAGCUCCUCGACCUCCUCGGCCUCCUCCUCCUCCUCGUCCUCCUCAUCGGGGGGCGGCGGAAAUGUGGUGGGCGUGCCGUUGGACACGCAGAGCACUGGCGAACCUCCGGCCAAGAAACAGCUAUUGGACAAUGGUGCCACAAGCAGCAGCAGCAGUUUGCUCUCCAGUGCUGCGGCCGCAUCUGGGAUGCACGAAAAGCUUGCACAUCGCAUCUCCAAUGCUCUAUGCUGUGCCGUUUGCCUGGAUCUGCCCAAGACGGCCAUGUACCAGUGCCAGAUGGGUCACCUGAUGUGCGCCGCCUGUUUCACCCAUCUUCUAGCGGAUGGACGCCUGCGCGAUCAAAUUGCCACUUGCCCCAAUUGUCGCGUGGAAAUAUCAAAGAGCACUGCUUCGCGUAACUUGGCCGUGGAGAAGGCGGCUUCAGAAUUGCCCAGCGAGUGUCAGUUUUGCAACAAGGAGUUCCCUUACAAAUCACUCGAACGCCAUGAACAACACGAGUGCCAGGAGCGCCCAACCAAAUGCAAAUAUCAUCGCAUUGGCUGCCAGUGGCGUGGACCCUUCCAUGAGACUAACGAGCAUGAGCGCAACUGCUUGCACCCUCAGAAGUCUGGCUACGAGGUGAUGGCUGCCCUGGAGGCUCACGAUGAAAGGAUCAAGGAGGAGAAAAAGAUGUUCAACACCCUGAUUGACUUGCUAAGCUACGAGAAGAUCAUAUUCAAUGAUCUUCAAAUGAAACCCUAUCGAACGGACGAGUAUGUGCACAAGCUUUUCUACGAGACGGCUCGCUUCUCGGCCUUCAACCAGCAGUGGGUGGUGAAGGCCCGCAUCAACAACAGCCAGCGCGAUCCGCACCAGUCGAACGAGCGUACCAUCACCUAUCAGCUGAUCCUGAAGACCAAGACCAGCACGCCCAUGAGCAUACAUUUCUUUGCGCUCAAGGGUCCGUUCUCCGAUAUGAAAGUUUCCACCCAGAUAUACAAACACGAAUUCACCGAGACGAGUACCGAGAGUGAGUACUACGUCUUGCCAUUACCAGAUGGCAUCGGCGGUAGCGGCUCAAGUGAAUGCAACCGUAUGCUGGCCAACAAAGGCAUUAACUUCCGCCUGCUCAUGUUUCUGCUGAACAAGUAAACACGUUCACUGUUUGCAGCCGAUAAAGAUUUUCAAAUUAGCUUAAGUUUGUUGUUUCAAACUCUUGAAUGUGCAAAACCUAGACCUAGUUGACUUAUAUUUUCUAUAAAUGUAUAUGUAAAACUUCGAUACGGAAACCACGAGCCUAGCCUAACAGAGACCCCGACCCGCGCCCCCCAAGAACCCACAACCCGUUCACAAUAACGUCGUCAUAUAUAUUUCAAUCAAAUUCAAGAUCACGCAGACGUAACGCGGUAGGUUGUAACCUAAGUUUAGUGUAGAUUCGCCUACAUUUUGUACAUGAGAUAAUGCCAUUUUAUGGAGACACUUUUUCAAUAACUAUGUUAAUUUUGCUGUUAGUGCUGGUGGCGAUAUGGAAUCGAUUGAUGGA